This is a messenger RNA of Xenia sp. Carnegie-2017, 1677 nucleotides long. Its product is annotated as collagen alpha-1(I) chain-like. NCBI's taxonomy places the organism in Eukaryota, Metazoa, Cnidaria, Anthozoa, Malacalcyonacea, Xeniidae. The transcript is spliced from 22 exons. The record is from RefSeq and is a predicted model, not a curated record. Bases 204 to 1301 code for a protein of 365 amino acids.
GCUGAAUUUUAGUGAAUUUUUAGUGAAAUUUAAUGAUAAGAUACAGGAUGUGCAUUCUGAAACUCAGCUUGAAUCUAGUUUCCAGUCCUCGCAAGAAGUUAACGAAUUGUCACAACUGAGUCGUACGUCAUCCAAGUUUAGUGCGGAAAUAUUUACACUAAAGCAAUUAUUCCUUUUGCAAUCUCGCAGUUGAUGAUCUUUUUAUGGGUUUGACGGAAAAGUUUUGUUUUUCAGGUAUUAAAGAAGAUGAUGGUACAAAUGGUUUACCUGGAUCGCCUGGCAUUCAGGGAGAAACUGGAGUGAAGGGAUUUCCUGGACCAUCGGGACAAAAAGGUGUACAGGGUGAAAUGGGGCCGAAGGGAUAUCACGGAAACAAUGGGAUUCCAGGAGACAAUGGUCUACCUGGAUCACCUGGUGAUAGAGGGGAACUUGGCGAAAAAAGAGAGAAUGGUGACGCUGGUCUAAAUGGAGUUCCUGGAAGAGCCGGUGAACCGGGAAAUCCGGGUGAUGAAGGAUUGCCUGGGAAAAAGGGAAAUCCGGGAUUUACAGGAGCAAUGGGACCUCCAGGACCAUCUGGACCUCCUUGGCCAACUGGAUUACCAGGAGAAAAGGGAGAUCGUGGUCCACAAGACAUGUUUGGAAGCCGCGGAGAACCGGGCGCGCAAGGAGUUAAAGGUUCUCCUGGAACUAAGGGUCCAAAAGGACCAAUCGGCGAACCGGGUGCUGGAGCUCCUGUAUCUUUGAAAGGUGAACUUGGCUCUAAGGGUACAAAGGGGACAAAAGGAGACAGUGGUCCUGUUGGAAUCCGUGGAAUCCCCGGACAACAGGGUGAUCCUGGAGAAAAAGGAAGAAGAGGUUCGCGUGGAGAGCCUGGGGAGAGGGGUGAUCAAGGUGAACUGGGACAGAAAGGAGAACGGGGAAGCACUGGAGAUCCUGGCGAGCCGGGUAAUAAAGGAGAGAAAGGUUUUGGUGGUGUAAUUGGAACAGAGGGUAAUCCGGGAUCUCAAGGACCUCAGGGUGCAAAUGGGACAGUUGGUAUUCCGGGUGAACAAGGAAACAAUGGUGAAAAAGGUGAAAAAGGUUCACCAGGGGAUAUAGGUACUCCUGGAGAAAAGGGGGAUAAUAGCGACACUCCUGGACCAAAGGAAUUGCCGGGUAAAGAUGGUCCCCCAGGUUUACCAGGAAAUACUGGAGGAGUUAGUUUAUCUAUCUUGAAAGGACAGAAGGGCAAAGUAUUUCAUUGCUUCUCCAAAUCUUCUGAGAGUGGGUGUAGAAGAGACUGUUUCUAUAUCCGUUUUUGAUGUAAACGGAGAAGUGGACAUUCAGCUCUCCCUGCAGGAUUUUCCACUACGAAGAAGAACUUUUUCGGUUGUGUCACAAAAAGUUAGAAAAGAACGCCCUGCACUUAUGAAAGUUAAAGUGACAGCCAAAGAUCUUAAUGAUCAGAAAUCAUCUGACAAGCAAUACGUUUACCUCAAAGCUAGCUCUAAUACCCCAGGAUUUCAAUUCAACAACGAAAUCAAAAUACUUGUCAGUUAUAGAAAUGCCAUGGUUUUCAUUCAAACUGAUAAACCGAUCUAUAAUCCAGGACAAGUUGGUAUGUUGUAAUAGCUUAAAACACACAAAAACUUGAUCGAUACAAACUAAUAACAAUAACGGAUUCUAAGUAAUUUCAAU